AUGGAUGAUGUUAUUUUUGAGAAGGAUAAUGGUGAAAAAGUCAAUGGUGAAGGAGCAAACGUUAAUGUUGAGGGAGAAAAUGAUGAAGUUAAUGUUGAGGGAGCAAACGAUGAAGUUAAUGUCGAGGGAGCAAACGAUGAAGUUAAUAUUGAUGUCGAGGGAGCAAAUGAUGAAGUUAAUGUUGAGGGAGCAAACGAUGAAGUUAAUGUCGAGGGAGAAAACGAUGAAGAGGUUAGUGUUGAUGGAGUAGAUGAAGAGGUUAGUGUCGAUGGAGUAGAUGAAGAGGUUACCGUCGAUGAAGUAGAUGAAGAGGUUAACGUUAAUGUUGAUGACGUAGAUGAUGAGAGUGAAACAGAUCCAGAUUAUAGCAUGGGCAAUGAGGAUGACGAGGAAGAGGAUGGAGAUUUGGAAUAUGAAAUUGAUGUGAUGAAUUUAGGUGAUGACGUUGGUAUUAAUUGGAAGACCGUUUUACCUAAUGCUACGGCAGAAAAACCUUCAAAGUUGGAUGGUAAUUCCGAUAAUGGUAGUCAUUCAGAUGUGUUUCAAACUCCACCUAGUAGUGAUGCUGAAGGUGAUAUGGGAAAGUUUCCAAUCUUUAGGGAACCCACAAAACUUUAA
Messenger RNA from Lathyrus sativus (Indian pea), 618 nucleotides. Lineage: Eukaryota; Viridiplantae; Streptophyta; Magnoliopsida; Fabales; Fabaceae. The record is from the annotation of a GenBank genome assembly.